AUGUCGUCAAGCCAAACCGUUCCCUCUUCGCCAUCCACUGCUUUGCCGGGCGCAUCUAAAGCAAUCAAUGGGAACGUUUUAUAUCAGUGGGUGACACUCAUAGCGAUAAAAACCCUUCGGCGUAUUCGACCUCGAAAAGGGACUGUUCUCAUGUUGACGGACCGACUAUGCGUCAAGUACGGGAGCCGUGUUCAUUUAUCUGAAGCAUCAACAAUGCAGUUCAUAUCACAGCAUACAUCUAUCCCAGUACCAAAGGUUUUAUGUGCAUUUACUCAUUCUGGGCAGACGUACAUUGUGAUGGAAAGGAUUAAGGGAGACAUGAUUGGCAAGGGCUGGGUGAAACGAAGUGAAGAGUCAAAGGCGAAACUUCUCUCUCAAGUUAGAGAAAUGGUCCUUGAGAUGCGAACCCUCGAGCCCCCAGAAGGCACAAAGAUCGCUUCUAUUGAUGGCGGAUCCCUUUUUGACUGUCGUGUUCCGGGCACUUCCUUGCGCUUCGGCCCCUUUGAUACCAUCCAGGACUUCCAUCGUCAUUUACGAAUGGGCAUGGAAUUUGAUUCAAGGCUUGGCCCUGAACCCCAGGAACUUAUCAGACAACAAAGCAAGUCCUGGCCUUUGGUAUUUACCCACGGCGACCUGAGCAGCCUCAACAUCCUUGCUCGCAGAGAUGAUGUUGUUAGUAUCAUUGAUUGGGAAACUGCUGGUUGGUAUCCAUCAUAUUGGGAAUACACUACUGCCUACCAAGUCAAUCCACAGAACUCUUUUUGGGUUAAUGAGAUUGAUAAAUUCCUACAACCAAUGCCCGAAGAGCUGAAAAUGGAACGGAUCCGUCAAAAAUACUUUGGAGAUACUUAG
Penicillium coprophilum is the source of this 852-nucleotide messenger RNA. Its product is annotated as Aminoglycoside phosphotransferase. NCBI's taxonomy places the organism in Eukaryota, Fungi, Ascomycota, Eurotiomycetes, Eurotiales, Aspergillaceae. The transcript has a single exon. The coding region runs from base 1 to 852 and encodes 283 amino acids. The record is from RefSeq and is a predicted model, not a curated record.